CCACGCUAAAUAUGGCUGGCACAAUGUGUGCUAGUCUGCUUUGGAGAAAUUGCUUGCAAAGAUUCUCAUGCAUACCACAGAGAUUACCUCUUGAAGUUCGUUGUAUGGUUUCAAGAAGCUAUCCUUGCCAAACUGUUGAUCCUCCAAGACGACCGACUCCUUCCUUUUUUCUGUUCUUCAAAUCCAAACAAGAGGAGAUUGCUCAAAAUAAUCCAGAUCUGCGAAUCCAUGAGCAAGCCAAGAUUGCAGGACAGUUAUGGCGAGAACUUGACCAAAAAGAUAAAGAUAGAUUUCACCAAGAGGGAUUGGAAAGAUUUGCAGAAUAUAAACGGCAGUAUGAAAAUUACCUUAGCAACUUGACACCCAAUGAAAUUAAGGAAAUUAAAGAAAAAAAGAGACAGCGUAGAAUCUCUUUGGCAAAAAAGAGAAAGAAGAGGGAACUGAAGCAGUUGGGAAAGCCUCUGAGAUCACGGAAUGCCUUUAGUUUGUUUUUAAGAUCGUCUAAACUGGAGAGGGGAGAUGCUGAUGUACAAACCUUUCUGAAAGGAAUAGUUGAAUAUUGGAAAACAAUGCCAGAAAAUGAAAAGGAGAUAUAUUACCAUGAUGCUGCACUUGACAAAGAACGUUACGACAAAGAAAUGGCUGCUUGGGAAGACAAAAUGAAGAAAUUAGGCAGAGAAGACCUAGUGAGGAAAGCCAGUAGAACCAAAUCUCCAAGGAAAAAGAGAACUGUGGUAGCCAAGAAGAAAAAGCCUGUUUCCAGACUAAAGGAAAAGGUGUCAAAAAGCGGAACGAAACCAAAAAGAAAACGUAAAACCGUGUCCAAAUCUACACAGACUGGAGAUGAUGACUGAUAUGCAUUUAUUAUGUAAAUGAGCUGUGGUUGAUCUGUUUUGUAUUCUUAUAUUCCUGGUGAAUUUAUCACAUCGAGUGUUGGACCAAACAGUUAUGAACCUAAGUAUACAUGUGCUUUGAGAAAUUAUAACACAUUGUAUACUGUAGAGUUGUUUCUUGAUUACCAACUGCAGUUUGUUGAAGUUUUGUAGGUGUGGCUUGUUUGUAGGUUUAUAAUGUAUUCCAAAAAUGGCAGAUCAAUAGUAUGUGCGGUUCUUGUAAGCAAGGACAGAGAAGUCGCAACUGAAUUGAAAACAUGAUGUUUGUUAGCAUAAUGAGUUUAACAUGUAGAGUGCUAAUAUUGAGAAAUGUAGUGUUUUGGUAAGAGUGCUUGCCUGAUGUGUGAUGUGUCAUGGGAUUGAUCCUUGUACAGCACCCAUUGGUAUUUUUCUACCAUUCCAACGUCUGCUCCAAAACUCCAAAAACAUUGUGGGAAAUAUUACUCCAUUUGGGGGUAUUCCUAUCUCCAGAAAUGAAGGGGGGCAUUGGAUUAGAUUAUAAGGGCUCAUGCAACAAGGUGAGAAGUGAUUGAAGUGAAGUAUUGAUCAGCCUGUCUUCAGUCUGUCAUUGUCUUGGCAGUAAAAUCGAUGUCGCCUUGUAAUAAUUGUAAUGGUCACUUUCUUAAUACACAGUCAUGGAUGGAUGAUGAAAAACUUGAAGGAAGCUACAUUUGAAAACCUAUUUGUAGUGUCAAUGCACUUAUCUGAGUCUUUAAUGCAUGCGACACCCUUGGCACAACACAAAACAACACAGUCAAAAAUAGGUCUAGCCCAGAUCACACUAAUGUGUGGUGUUCAAAGUAAAAUGUGCUAGUGACUAUUGAAAUGUAAUUUUUAGUACUGGUCGUCCUAACAUUACUUACUUCUUUUGCAUACAAUAAAUAUACAGUAACGAUUUAAAGCUUGGUUUAAUUUGCUCAGUGAAGUCUUCUUCAUAAUCACUUAUUUCUCACUAAAACAAUCUUGUCUCUUGAUGAUAAAUGGUGGUACUGUUUAUUACAGUUUUGUUAUUGGUACAAAAUUAAUAUAUUUGCACCACCUGGUGGAAUUGAUCUAUUUCAAUUUAAAAGACAAAAUAAAAGAACAGAACAUUUAUUAUUCCAUUAUUAUUAGAUCACUUGAAAUCAUUAUUAAAAUAGACUUUAAUAUAGCC
Messenger RNA from Gigantopelta aegis, 2046 nucleotides. RefSeq names its product transcription factor A, mitochondrial-like. The transcript is spliced from 7 exons. Lineage: Eukaryota; Metazoa; Mollusca; Gastropoda; Neomphalida; Peltospiridae. Gene Ontology annotation, molecular function: transcription cis-regulatory region binding. The coding region runs from base 12 to 854 and encodes 280 amino acids. The record is from RefSeq and is a predicted model, not a curated record.